GUUUUUGAGUGAGUUACGCAUCUCCAGUUUCCAUUAAUUAGCUGCUUUGUGCAUGGAGAGAGAGAGGGGGGAAGUUGACCGGUCUUUGCUCCAAAUGCCACCAGCAAAGCUCACUGCCAACCAUGUACACAAUGCUGAGCCACGCGCCAGCAACAUUAUUGCUUGUCUUCUUCUGCGCCAUUGAAUUGAAUCCCUCUGCCCAAUGAUGUCUGAGCCCUGGUUGCCCUCCCGAUGCCUCGUCAACUUUUUAUCUCUUGCCGAUCUUUGCUUCGAGGAGUGUCGUUAUAUUGUUUAUUCAAAGCCUAGCUCAGGACUGCAACGCCUCUCCUCCCUCCCACGGAUCUCAUUUCAAACCUCGGUCAUGUGAGCACUGCAGCAAAACCGAUCAAAAUUCAUGUAUCUAGAGAGAUUGAUCGAGCUCUCGGGCUUUGGUGUGCAGACUGUUGUUUCCUUGUGGAGGCUGUCCAUUGUAGUUGCAGGGUUUUCUUCUCUUUACUCCCUCUUUUCUUCAAUCAUAUUCGGGUGAUGGAUGAAUCAACCUCUCAAGGCCUACCUACUAUGAGCGAUGUCUUCGCAGAUUCCUCUGGGUCAAGCACAUCGACGCUGACUGUUAGGAUAGCAGGGCCUUGUUCGUCUGAGAGCGGAGAGAAAUCUGUUCCAAUAUCUCCGUCCAUCUCUCUCUCUCCACACCUGAACUCACCUUCUCCGCCUUCAUCUGCGUUUGUUUCGGCUCUGCAAUCGCCGUAUAUUUCUCCGAGAGCGUUGGAGCCUCCGAAUGCGAAUAACAACUACUCCACGGCGUCCGCCACAGCUACGAUCCCUUCGAGCACAUCGUACUCCGCUUCGCAUUCUGGUGACAUCCCAAGCACCUCCUACACUCCUCCUUCAGAAAGGUCGGAUUUUGUUGCAGAUCAAAUCGACCAGAAGCCCAAGUUUUCUGAUGCCAUGUUGCCUCGCAUAUCAUUCUCCUUCCCGGUUCCUCGCACCUCGCUCACAAAAGGCUCGGUGUCUCCUCCUUCCGACCUGAAACUCCAUGGCUGUGAUGUCUACAUCGGGUACUAUGGCCACAGCCACAUGCUCGUUCGCUUCUGCAAGUGGCUAAAGACUGAGCUUGAGCUCCAGGGAGUAGCUUCAUUUGUUGCUGACCGGGCCAAGUAUUCGGACUCCCAGAGCCAUGAAAUCGCAGACCGGAUCAUAUGCUCUGCAGCCUUUGGCGUCAUCGUGGUGACUCCAUUAAGCUUUCUCAAUCCUCUCAGCGUUGAGGAGAUCAGUUUUUUUGCUCAAAAGAUGAAUCUAAUUUCAGUUCUGUUCGACACCGAGUUAUCUGAGAUUGUUAGCCUUUUGGAUGAGAGAUUGGAGGAUAAGGAAAGCAGAGAAGCAUUGGAAGGUUUUACCAAGUGCAAUGAGUUUAAGAUCGAAACAAACGGUAGCAAUUGGAGAAGCUGCAUAUCCAAGGUCGUCGGCGUUUUAAAAUCAAGACUUGGAAGGAGGAGUAUCGCAGAGGUUGAAACUGAAUGUUUCGAAGAAUUACCCUUCCCUCGGAACGUUCAUUUUGUGGGUAGAGCGAAGGAGGUGACAGAGAUUGAGGCUGCUUUCUUUGGAUGCACUGAAGGUAAUGAAAUGGAGUGUCCAAAGCCUUCCUUAACUAGGGGUAGCUCGAGUGAUGGAUUUGCUGACGAGGAGAUCGAUACAGUAAGAACAAGUAAAAAGUACAUUAGUUUGGAGAUGAGGAAGUGCAAAGAGCCUACUUUAGAGGCUUGGAUUGAACCAGUGAUUGAGCUACCGAGCAAAGGAAGAAGCCUUCAGAAGCAGCGAUCGAAGCACAAGAAAUCACGAUGUAGUAGUGCAAACAAAGGUCAUGGCAACGCAAGUAGCGUGUUCUGUAUUAAUGGGAGUUCCGGCAUUGGUAAGACAGAGCUUGCCUUGGAAUUCGCUUACAGGUAUGCUCAGAGGUACAGGAUGGUGCUGUGGAUCGGUGGUGAAACAAGGUACUUGAGGCAAAACAUCUUGAACCUGUCCAUGAAAUUGGGAUUGGAUCUCAGUGCAGAGGGAGAGAAGGAAAGAGGGAGGAUAAGGAGCUUCGAUGAACAAGAGUUCGAUGCAUUCCUGCGGGUAAAGAGGGAGCUCUUCAGAGACAUCCCUUACUUGCUGGUCGUCGACAACCUUGAGACGGAAAAAGAAUGGUGGGAAGGCAAAGAUUUGCAUGAUCUCAUUCCAAGGAACACUGGAGCUACCCAUGUCAUCAUCACCACUAGGCUACCGAAGGUCACGAGCUUUGAGCCAAUGCAACUUCCACCAUUCUCGCUCGCGGAUUCCCUACUCCUCCUCAAAGGAAGGAGGAAAAAGGACUACACGAGUGAGGAAGUUGAAGUGUUGAAAAAACUUGACGAGAGGUUAGAAAGAUUGAGCUUUGGGUUGUCUGUCGUUGGUUCGCUUCUUUCUGAGCUUCCCAUUUCACCAUUGGAGCUCCUUGAAGAAAUUGAUCGGAUAUCAGUUAACGAUGGCAAUUUUUCGUCAUGGGGAAACGAGGAUUGCUUCUGGAGGUGCAAAAUCUUCUUGAUGAAAACCCUGGUGUUUUGCUUCGCAGUGGUGGAUCAAGCUACAGGAAGAAGCCUGGCGUCAAGAAUGGCCCUAAGUGGUGCGUGGUUUGCUUCCGCUCCAGUUUCUUCAAAUCUCUUAGCAGCUGCCUCCAACAACUUACCUACGAAGGGAAGCUUUUGCCAAUGGGGAAAAGGUCUCACCGAUGUGUUCCUCUGUGCCUCCAAAUGCUGUUUAGCAGCGAGUCAAGCAAGAAAGAGCGAAGUAGACUCCGCUAUGCUACUGGUGAAUCUCGGCCUGGCAAAGAGAAGCACGAGGCAGCCAGGUUGCUGGAUCCAACUCCAUCCAAUCACGCAAGUGUUUGCCAAAAGGAAGGGCGGGCUGCCGCCGGCGAAGGCCGCAGUCCAUGGAGCCAUGAGGGCUGGCAAUGCGGCAAUGAACUUGGAUCACCUGUGGGCUUCGGCGUUCCUUGUCUUCGGCUUCAAACAAGAGCCGCCUGUUGUGCAGCUCAGCGCACUGGACAUGGUCUUCUUUAUCAAAACGACCGCCCUUCCUUUAGCAAUCCGAUCCUUCAUGACAUUCUCAAGGUGCAAUUCAGCUCUGGAGCUGCUGAAGGUGUGCACCAAUGCACUCGAGGAAGCGGAGAAAUCGUUCGUCUCUCAAAUACAGGAUUGGCGCCAAGGCAGAUUGUGCUGGAAGAAGAAGCUCCAGUCCAACCAGAAGAAGGUGGACGAGUAUGUCUGGCAGGAUGUGACACUGCUGAAAGCCACCAUGCUCGAGACCAGAGCCAAGUUGCUGCUGAGAGGAGGCCAUUUCGAUGAAGGGGAGGAACUCUGCAGGACCUGCGUCAGUAUAAGGACCGUGAUGCUAGGCCACAACCAUGGUCAGACCUUGGCGGCUCAGGAAACACUGGCCAAGCUAGUCAGGUUUCGACGAAAGAUGUGAUGGUGUAAGAACAUGUUCGGUGAAAAUAGAAGAUUAGAAUUGAGAUUUGAUAACAAAUUUUCUCAGUCAUUCACUGACAAUAGAUCCUCAUGAUGAAGGCUUAUCGAGCUUGAAUUAUGUUAUCAUUAAUCCUUUUACCGUGGGUUUUGAUGAACCAAGCAGAUGAAGCAAAUAGAUUUCUCAAAAAAUUAUGUGAAGGUCGUUUUAUAGCCGUCAAAUUCCUCGCCUGUUUUCUUGUUUAUUAUCCUAAUAAUUUCCAGAAAGGAGGAACGCGUCAAACAUAGAACAGGGUCCCCACUUUCUCUGCGCCAUGCAAAGAUGUCACCUUGCAAAGCCAGACAUGGCUUCCACCCCUCCUCGAACCGCGUCUGUCCUCACAAAAAUGGCGUUUCCUUCCAACCCUUCCUCCUAUAAAUCUCCCCCUUUCGUCCUUCCCUUCCCUCAGGCCUGCAAAUCUGUAAUAGCCAAGGAGAGGAAGAAUCCCUCCAAGACUCCAUCUUUCUCAUCUCUUCCCCCCCCCGCCGAAGCCAUCGCCAUGGAGAUGAGGAAGAUCGCCUGCGCCGCACUGGUCUUGGCUACCGCCGCCACCACCGCCCUCGCCGCCGAGGCUCCAGCCCCGGGCCCCGCCAGCGCCUCCUUCGCCGUCACACCCGCCGUCGGAGCCGCUAUUGCUGCCUCCUUCCUCUCCUUCUUCGCCUUCUAUCUGCAGUAACCUCAACAAGAAGAAGAAGAACCCUUGGAGCUCGAUAAGUCAAUAUAUAAUGUCCCUUAUUAUCUAUGCCUUUUGUCUCUACUUUUUCCUUCCGCAGCGUGUUCAAUUUCUACGUAUUGUGAGAUUGUGAACGACCUUUUAAUGUGAUAAAAAGAGUUCCUUUUCAUUA
Molecule: messenger RNA, 4364 nt
Organism: Zingiber officinale
Lineage: Eukaryota; Viridiplantae; Streptophyta; Magnoliopsida; Zingiberales; Zingiberaceae
Exons: 1
Coding region: 526-3483 (985 amino acids)
Biological process (GO): recombinational repair
Source: RefSeq, a predicted model, not a curated record